AUGGUUAAGGUCAUGGAUGAAAAUAUGAACAUUGACCAAGAAAUAUCCGCCGAAACAGUCGAUCUGAGUCAUACUCCUUUCCAAACUAUUCAAAUACUAGCACAACCGGAUCAAUACUAUCAUGCACGAUAUCGAUCCGAUAUUGCUGUUGAAAAACAACGAACGCUGAGAUAUAUUCGUUCAAAAGAUGGUACUUUUUGUUAUCCUACAAUCAAAAUUCCAUCAUCAUGGUGUAAUAUGAAUAAAAAAUUUUAUGUUCGUGUGUGUCUCGUCACUGUCUUGAAUAUCAAUAACGAUAUUCGUUAUAUCCAUCCAUACUCGUUAGAAGUACCACCUACAUUGAAUGGAGAAAUAAUUCAGAAUCUACAACAAAAUGCUCUCUAUUUUCCAGUCACAGAAGUAGAUGUGAUUGCUGAUGGAAUAAAACGAUUUAAUCAGUUAAUACUAGUCAAACAAUUGCAAAAUGAAUUGAAAACAUAUGGUCCAUUGCGUGCGUUUGAUAUAAAUGAUGGUUCUAGUACGAAUAAUGAACGACUUUUCCAUGGACCUAAAGAACUAAUCAGCUAUUAUGAAUUGUAUAAAUUACAGUUAGCGUUUACUAUUACAGAAAAACUGGAUAGUAAUUCAUCAUCACCGCCGUCAUUUCUAAUCCACAAAGAAACAACAACAUUUUCAAUAAUUAUGAUCGAAGAUACUGUACAAAGUAACAAAAGCAAUGAAAACAAGUUUAUUCAUGAUCUCUGUGAAUCUUUACAUGAUUUAAUAUCAGAUAAUGAUGCUACAUCAUUAUUUAAAUGUACACGAUUAUUGAUUCAUCGACACGAUAAAAAUUUGUUAGAAAAAGCUAUUAUAAAUGGCCAUUUAACAUUGGCGAAGCAGAUGAUUAAGGCCUUGAAGAUCGAUACGUUAAAACGGCAAAAUGAAUACGGUGAAAAUGUGUUGUUAUUAGCAGCAAAGUUGAAUUACAAAGAUUUAGUUGAAACAGUAUUAGAAAGACACGUGGAACUAGUGUAUGAUUCUGAUAAGAGGAAAAAUAAUGUAUUCCAUUUACUAGCAAUAAAAGACGACAAAUCGUGUGAGACAAUUGAAUUUAUUCUUAAAUAUCUGCAACAGAAAGCAAUUAACAUCAAACAGUUUGAUCAGGAAAACAUUGAUCACUUAACACCAUUGCAAUUAGCUAGUCUAAAUAAUAAUUCGAGUUGUGUCAACACAUUUGUUUCACAUGGAUUCAAGUUCAACACAAAGAAUGGCUGA
Messenger RNA from Didymodactylos carnosus, 1254 nucleotides. NCBI's taxonomy places the organism in Eukaryota, Metazoa, Rotifera, Eurotatoria, Philodinida, Philodinidae. The record is from the annotation of a GenBank genome assembly.